CACGCUUUCCAGUAGUCGUUUGGCUAAAGCCCAAGUUUUCUACGAAAACCACCCAUCAAAUACACAAAUACAAUUAUAAUAUCCAUACACUCUACUACACAUUUCUUCCCUUCCUUCUUUGUUUCUUUCUUUCUUGAUGCUCCAAGAGCUCAAUAGAUCAAAACAAAAACACAUGCAAUAUAAAUCAAUUAUAAUAUCUCACAAACUCUGCUUAAUUAAUUCCCUCCCUUUGUUACAAUCGAGCACUUUGGUGGUGGUGUUGCCACAACUUUCAUCUUUUAACUUGAAGGAAUUAGUUAUUACAUGCAUGCAAGAAUAUGACCCGUAAAUAUAAAAAAAUAAAAAAUGAACAUGCAUAAGGAGAGUCCUCUUAUCAAACUCCACAGUUUCGACCAAGGCCAUGCAUGGCUGGCUCUAUUGCACCUUCUCAUUCACGUCUCACCGGCAGUAACCGGUCAACCGGUAACCCCGCCGGUGCAACCCGACAGCAACAAAUCCAUGGUCACAAUCAUGGCCAUUUUGGCCAUCAUGUUUCUCAUCUUAGUCUUCCUCUCCAUUUACUCCCGCAAGUGCUACGACCGGCAGGCCCCGACACGUGGCAUCCUCGACCGCGCGGACCCCACCGGCGCAGCCGGUAACCCGUCGCAAGCUGAAUCCAAUGGCCUCAACCAAGCCACAAUAGAAACGUUCCCAAGUUUCCUCUACGGCGACGUGAAGGGUCUGAAAAUCGGAAAAGACACGCUUGCAUGCGCGGUUUGCUUGAACGAGUUCGAAGACGACGAGACCCUCCGCAUGAUCCCCAAAUGCUGCCACGUGUACCACCGCUAUUGCAUUGAUGAGUGGUUAGGUUCUCACUCCACGUGCCCGGUGUGUCGCGCCAACCUCGUUCCACAACCAGAAGACGUAAACAUCAACACGAAUAUCCCUUCAAUCCUGUCAAUUCAGAUACCCGAUGAACACGAACAUGAAUAUGAAUACGAGACUGUUGUUGUUGGUGAGGAACAUAAGAGAGGUAAUGACGUGGAAUCACCGAAGGUGGAUUUGCUUCGGAGGAUUCGCUCGUUGAAUCAUCAGAGCCGUCCAUCGAGGUCGAGGUCGACGGGGUUCUUGUCUUCGCUUUUGUUUUCGAGAUCAAACUCGUUGGGGCAAAUGCAAUUGGCGCAUAAUGCCGCUGGAGAGAAUUAUGAGAGGUUUACGCUAAGGUUACCCGAGGAGGUACGGAGCCAGAUGAUGCUGCAGCGUGCGAAUAGCUGCGUGUGCUUUACGAGGAUGAGCAGUGGCACGUGGGGGUAUAGGACGACGAGAAGCGCGGGGAGAGGGUGUGUACAGUACGAGAGAUUUGGUGGUGGUGAUGAUGAACGGUGGGGUUUCACUUUGACUCCACCGAGUCUCAUUAGGAACGGUUGGAAUAAUAAUAGAUCAACGAGAAAAUCACAGCGUUCGGGUCUGGUGUUGGAUAAUAAUAAUGCUGAUGAGAAAUCCUCUGAAUUCUUGCCUCUUGGGUAGCUCCUAAGUGAUUAUACUCUCACUUCUUUUCCGCUGGUCUUAUUCGACUUGACCACAACAAAAAUAUCUCGUGUUGAAGAUAAUCCUAGUUUCAUACCCAAAAAACUUAAAAGUUGGAGAAUUUGAUGAUUAUUCCGGCAUGUGUUUGAUGAGUAGAGAAUAAUAGCCAGGCAAUAAUUGUUAUGUUUAUUAUCUGUAUACUUAUAUCUAGAUUAUCAGCCGUAGUUUUUAUUAUUUGUGUAAUAGAUAUAUCAUAUAUGUUUA
Glycine soja is the source of this 1770-nucleotide messenger RNA. RefSeq names its product RING-H2 finger protein ATL34-like. Lineage: Eukaryota; Viridiplantae; Streptophyta; Magnoliopsida; Fabales; Fabaceae. The record is from RefSeq and is a predicted model, not a curated record. The transcript has a single exon. Bases 346 to 1506 code for a protein of 386 amino acids.